This is a messenger RNA of Diabrotica balteata, 2549 nucleotides long. Lineage: Eukaryota; Metazoa; Arthropoda; Insecta; Coleoptera; Chrysomelidae. The record is from the annotation of a GenBank genome assembly.
CUAAAAUUUUUAUUCGUCUAAUCUCUUUAGUACUUAUCUUAAAUGGUUUGGGGGGUAAAUGCCACUACCCUUGAAAACAGUUGAAUUUGUCGAUAUGUUCGGAUAGGAUAGAUAAUUUUUAGAAAUUUGUAAAUAAUUAUGCAGAUGUAAUGUUUGUUCUCAGCGAUAACUGAUUAACUAAGUGUUUUUUUCAGUGAAGUGGUAUUUAUUGAAUUGCGGAUAUAUUAUAUAAUUUCGUGUGAAGUAUUCUGUAGAAAACCGAUAAGUAUAUUUCGUUUUUCAGAUUGGUUUUCUCAUUUAUUUAUGUGGUGAAACAGUGGGUUAGUGUUUGUCGACGUAGAUGAUAUCUGAACAUUGAAUAAACUACAAAAAGGAUGUUAAACACCAAAAUUCUCUUGUGUAUGUUGUUGGCAUACCAAUCUGCGGUAGAAGCUGCAUAUAAUGUUGGAGUUGGACGAGCUGAUUGCACAGGACCAUCAGCAGAAAUAACCUUUAUGGGCUAUGCAAAAUCUGGUCAGAAAGGAUGUGGAAUCCACUUAAGGCAGUUUUCAAGAGCCUUUGUGAUUAAAUAUGAGAAAACUCUAGUUGCAUUUGUGUCAAUUGACACAUGUAUGAUGAACCAUCCCCUAAAACAAGCGGUAAUCGAUAAAUUGAACGCAAAAUAUCCUAAUGUAUUUACUCUGAAGAACACUAUCCUCAGUGGAACUCACAGUCACAGCACACCUGGAGGCUUCCUAAAGGAUGUAAUGUUGGACAUACCUAACUUGGGUUAUUGUGACGAUACCUUCAACGCGUUGGUCGCGGGAAUUGUUCGAUCUAUAGAUAAAGCAUACAACAGUCUAGUAGAAGCAAAAAUUAUUCACAGUACUACUACAAUAACUAAUACAAACAGGAAUAGAAGUCCAGCUGCUUACCUCUAUAAUCCAGAAUCAGAAAGAAAAAAGUAUGACGCUGACGUGGAUAAGGAGCUAGUUCAAAUAAAGUUUGUGCGUACCAAAGAUAAUGUUGCAAUUGGUGCAAUCAAUUGGUUUGCUGUACAUCCCACCUCAAUGAAUAACACCAACUGUUUGGUACAUUCUGACAAUGUGGGGUAUGCGUCUCUUUUGCUAGAAUCUUAUGUUAACACAGGAUCCUUACCAGGUCAAGGCGAUUUUGUAGGAGCUUUUGCCUCUACUAAUCUGGGUGACACCUCGCCAAAUCUUAAAGAUCCUAUUUGUGUCAAUACAGGAGAACUAUGUGAUUUUGUUCAUAGUACUUGUCCCGGAGGAAGUCAAUAUUGUAUCGCCUUUGGUCCAGGUAAAGACAUGGUCGAUAGCACCAAGAUGAUUGCUACUAAUUUGUUUGAAAAGGGAAAGGAACUACUGGACGGUACAGACGGAACAACAAUAGAGGGUGAUAUACAAUUUAUUCACAAAUUCUCACAUAUGCCUAGUCAAACCACUACUUACAAAUUGGAAAAUGGAACAACAAUUAAUGCUAGGGGUUGUCUCCCAGCAAUGGGAUAUGGUUUUGCUGCCGGCACUACCGACGGUCCUGGAGAAUUUGAUUUUCAACAAGCAACUAAUACGAGUAACCCUUUCUGGAAUGUUGUAAGGGACUUUAUUUUCCCCCCAACACCAGAUGAUGUUGCGUGCCAUUAUCCAAAACCUAUACUUAUCAUGUCAGGAAGAAUUACUAAGCCAUACGAAUGGCAACCGGUAACAGUUUCUAAUCAGUUAAUAAAAAUAGGACAGCUUGUUCUGAUUGCUGUUCCUGGAGAAUUUACAACCAUGUCUGGAAGAAGAUUGAGAGAUGCUGUUAAAAAAGCAAUUAUUUCAAACGAUGGACCCGAAGAUGCAAAAGUUGUUAUAACGGGUUUAAGCAACGUUUACACUAAUUAUAUUGCCACCCCAGAAGAAUAUCAGCUUCAACGAUACGAGGGUGCAUCAACUAUAUACGGCCCUUAUACUUUGCCAAUAUAUAUCAAUAUUUAUACCCAAUUAGUGGAAGCCAUGUUAAAGAAUAAAAAUGUGAAGGAUGACUCAAGUCCUUAUAAUUUUCCAAAAGAUAUGGCCACUCUUAUCACCCCAGUUAUUAUGGAUUCAAGCGGUUGGUUUAACAAUUUUGGAGAUUGUGUCGUGCAACCCAACGACUGCUAUGAACCAGGCGCGACAGUUUCGGCAACGUUCGUCGCAGGUCAUCCUCGCAAUGAUGUUAUGCAAGAGAAAACUUUUUUGACAGUCCGAAAGCAAGACAAUCAAAAUCAAGAUAAGCCAAGUUGGAAAACUAUUGCCACGGAUGCUAGUUGGGAAACUAAGUUUAUUUGGAGUAGACCAGACCCAGUAACACCAACCAGUCAAGCAGAAAUUCGAUGGGAAAUCCCCGAAGAAACAGAACCUGGAUCUUACCAGAUACAACAUUUCGGCCAUUAUAAGACGCUUUUUAGCGGAAUUUACGAAUAUAGUGGUGUCUCGAGAACAUUUUCUGUAAAAGCAAAGUGUGAAUCAAAGUAAAUAAUUAUUCGUUAACAUAAUUUUUAAAUUUUGUUGUAAUAAAUUUACUAGUUUUUU